AGAAACGAAAAAGAUGUCAAAAGAGCGCGCUUCGCAGUAGGCACAGUGAAUAGGUACGUGAUUGUGCGUGCUGAGACGGAGAGAGAGAGACAAACAGCGACUCAAAUGGAAAAGACCACAAAAACGACGCCGUCCUACUCAUUGCAAGACCCCCAAGCAACAGACCUCGCCGCCGGUCGGAAACUGAGGCAAACGCCGCGUCGACCAUGGGCCACUCCCUAUGCCCGCCCUCAACAGAACCAAUCCCUACGCGGCCGCUUUCUCUCCAAACUCGUCGAUCCGGCUUGCCGUCUCAUCGCCGGCGGUGCCACUAGAGUCUUCCCCUCUCUCUUCUCCAAUCCUCUCACCAACGUUACCCUCCCGCCUCCAGAACCUCAAACUCACGGUAACUUGGAUGAAGAUGUAGAAGAACAUUCUAAUGGCGAAGAUCAAACUUCUUCAAUUUUUGGAGUUUCCCAAACAACUGGUACUAGCACAACAACUGAUGGAUCAAAGGCUGGUUCUGACUUUGCUGAAAACAGAGAAGGCAGUAAGGGUGAUGUUAGUGAUGACAGGCUUUCAGAAAUUGAGAAGCUAGUGGAGGGGAAAACAUUUUCGAGGGACGAAAUCAAUCAUCUUAUAGGGAUUAUAAAUUCAAGGGCUGCUGAUGUUCCUAAAGUUGAUCAAGAAAGUGGGGAUUUAAUCCUGUCUGCUGGAGGUGUCAGGGGACCGAUGGUUGCUCACAACCUGAGAAGGCCAACUGAAGAAAAACAGGAUGAUUUAAAUAAAGCUGUAUGGGAUAUGGCAACCCCACUUCCUAAGCCAACUGUCCUAAAUGAAACUGGAUCUUCACCAAUUGAAAUUGCAAAAGCAUACAUGGCAAGCCGGAUACCAGAAGGAAACCUAGGUUCUAAGAUUAUUACAUCAAAAGAUGAAAGACCAACAAUGCUUAGUGAUGAUUUUGCAUCAGAACCAUUUGUUCCUUUGCUUUUGCCAAAGCCCUCCUCAUACUGGCCAGGUUCCAUGGUACAGGAUCAGCAUCGUUAUCUAACUCCACAAAGUCAAAGAGGCAGAUUUGGGCUUCAUAAUAUUCCAAGAACCCCUUACUCCAGAACUAUUUUUUCGCAAUCUAAAUUGAAGUUGGCUCAUGUACGAGACGAGGGUAAUGGUUUCCUGAAUAGUUCAUUCUCUCCCUUGCAGCAAUCACAAACUCCUAUACAUGGGAAGUUGAGGAGCAAUAUAGUGGAUGACGCCCAUGGAUCUGUAGGACCCAUUCGCAGGAUUCGACAUAAGGUCACUGCAGAAACUCCAUCCAGAGGAUCUGUUUAUUCUCAUUCAUCGUUAAAUGAUCCUUUUCUGGUGGGAAAUUCCAAUGUUUCCGAUGGUCUAUUUUGUUCUAUCAAGAAGAAUUUGGAGCAAAGAGGCACUAGUAGCUCUUCAGUUUUUCAGUCAGUAGAUGGUAACAGAAUUUCUGAUAUUGGUAUCCCACCUGUACAUCCACAUUCCAGUCAGACGGCUAGGACAAUAUUGGAGCACCUUGAGCGAAAUCUAGCCACUCCUAAGGAGAAGUCCAAUGAACUAAAGAUAGCCACUUCAAGGAAAAGAUCUCAAUCUUCAGAUGCUAAUGUUGCCACUUCAAAGGGUCACAACAGUUUGCCAUAUUUAGGACUUGAUUCUUCUAAAAGCAGGGAUCAAAUUAACAAUAGAAGUCCCACUCAGUGGAAUGAAGAUAGAGGGAACUCAUUUUCAGUGGCAUCUCCAGAGAGUACCAUAGAGGCUCAGGAUGUGAAAAGAACAAGUGCUUCUGAUUUAAAAGUUGAUAGCACUAUUACAAUGUUUGGCAAUAAUGCAGGGUCUUCAGUAGAUUUUGGAAAAAAUCAGGAUUCUCAAAGCAAGAAUGCACACAAGGAUCUCUCAAAGGUCACUGAUGCUGCUACGUCUGAGUGUCUACAAAAGCCUUGCUCCAACUCUUUGGGAAAUAAACCAGUUUUGGCUUCUAUUUCUGUCAAAAAGCCUGAGCAAAGGUGGAUGUUUACUUCGGAUAAUAGCAGUGGUUUCACUUUCCCUGUUCCUGCAUCUUCUGGUGUGUCUUCUGAGCCUCCAACACCAUCCAUCAUGCCAUCGCUAUCAGGUAGCAGUCUGCAUCAGCCCAAAGAGGAACAUACAGGACCUUCAUAUAGCUUUGGCUCAAAUAGAUCGUCCACUACCCUUGUUUUUUCUUUCCCUUCGACAAGCAGUGCAUCUAAACAUGUUGAUGCUUCAGAUAUUACCUUCAACUUCGGAUCUGAUAGGUCAUCAAGAAUAUCUUUCAGUUCAAUAGGAAAAAAAUACCAUAUGCUACAGACACAGGAAUGAUGUUUUUAUUUCCCUUUUCUUUUUCAAUUUUCCCCCUUCAGAUUUUAGUGAGUCGGAGUCCAAAUUUCAUCGGUGAGAAUCUCAAUUAGUUAUGCAUCUUUGCGGUAUUGUAGGAGAAAGAAUUGUCUAAAGCUGAAACCUAGAUUCACUUAAUUGUAGCAUUAGCCCUCCUUGUUUCUUAGUUACGGCAAAGAGCAAACUGUAUUGUCAUUGGUUUCUUCGUGACUGUCUUCAAACUAUCAGGUUGAUGAUCAUUUUAAGGGAAUUGGAAAGAAACUUACUGGAAUGAUCACAAAACCAUCCUGUUAAAGCCCAAAGCUUUGCAACAAAAUAUAUAAUUGGUCCUUUGCGA
This is a messenger RNA of Durio zibethinus, 2686 nucleotides long. RefSeq lists its product as uncharacterized. Lineage: Eukaryota; Viridiplantae; Streptophyta; Magnoliopsida; Malvales; Malvaceae. Gene Ontology annotation, cellular component: nuclear envelope. The record is from RefSeq and is a predicted model, not a curated record. Gene Ontology annotation, biological process: nuclear membrane organization.